AUGGAGGUGAUGCUUCCACCGUACCGUGACGCAGUCAAAUGCAGUGCUGUGGUCUUCGUGGAGCUAUGGAAGGACAUGCACAUUGCUGACUCCCGUCACAGGAGGAGGAUUCGUCAGUUGAUAGAGGGGUAUCAGAAAUCCAGAUCCAAAGUCUACUGCUCUGGAAAAACACUCUUCUCUCCUCUGGAGGCAUGGUCCCAAGACUUUGAGUAUCACAGCAACAUGAGCCAAAGCAGUGAAUAUGCUCGAGUGAAGCGUGGAUUGAUGGCUUUAGAGGGGGAAACCCCACAAACAAUUGGAUUGACAACGUUUACCAGACCCUCGCGAGGAGACUUGGUUGAUACUUCACAGUUGUACACACAAAGCCAAUUGCCUCUCUCCACUUUCCCUCGACCACCGAAGUCAGCCCAUCAACGCAUCGGUGCCUACAUGGAUGAUCAUCAAACAGCUGAUUGUCAGAACGCCUCCUGGUGGUAUGAUAUCAGAGGUGGAAGGGUACACAGUGGAAGCAGUGCAGCUGGUAGUUCAAGAAUUCACUCUACUUACAGAGGAUGCACCCUUUUCGAGUUUCCUCCUCCACAACGGUUGAGUGAUAAGGACCAGGGCCUAGAGCAGACUCUGGGUGCCUACUUGUCGUUGGAUUGCAGUCAAGCAUGGACAACAAAUGAGAGGCAGCAGUACCAUCCUGAGCCUUUGGCAGACUCCGGCAGCCAGCUAGCUAGCCAUCACUUCAGCGGAAUUCAAGCUCACUCUCAGAAAUACCAAUUUGCGGCGUUUACUGAUUUUGGAGAAUCGACGUCUUUUCGGAAGGGAACAAGUUUUUCUCUUGCGAAAACUUGUUGCACUGCGGUAACAGACACCACAAAUCUGGACCUCCUGCCUCACACCGAUGCAAAGCUGGUCGGCAAGGUGAUCCACCCUUCAGCCAAGGUGGCAGAGGAGAAACAUACUUUCCUUCCAUCCAUAACUUCUACCUGCCCCAAGUACUUCUCCUUCUCCAGCAUUCAGCGACCACAUGUGGAAUACACAGACAACUGA
Messenger RNA from Echinococcus granulosus, 1038 nucleotides. RefSeq lists its product as hypothetical. Lineage: Eukaryota; Metazoa; Platyhelminthes; Cestoda; Cyclophyllidea; Taeniidae. The record is from RefSeq and is a predicted model, not a curated record. The transcript has 8 exons. Bases 1 to 1038 code for a protein of 345 amino acids.